AUGUGUCAAGCGUGGAGGUACACCUUCACAUGCGGACACCAGAGCGGAGAGAAGUGGUACGACCCUGAGAACGCCGAGGAUUGCCCAGAGGCGGUGCGUGCCAAUCGUCGUCACAGGCAAUAUGGAACGCUAUUGCGCUGUAGCCCCUUAUCGACUGCAUCCGUGUCGACGCAAGGUGUUUGUUCGAGGGACAAAUGCUAUGCCAAGGAGUACCUCAUACCCUACGGGGUAAAGCAUUGUGCAAAUCCUCAGGCCGGUCUCAAUCAAGGGCCAUGCCGGCACAACCCUUGUCGUCACUGUCAAGUAGAUGACCCUGCCCAAUGA
Colletotrichum abscissum is the source of this 324-nucleotide messenger RNA. RefSeq lists its product as uncharacterized. The transcript has 2 exons. NCBI's taxonomy places the organism in Eukaryota, Fungi, Ascomycota, Sordariomycetes, Glomerellales, Glomerellaceae. The record is from RefSeq and is a predicted model, not a curated record. Bases 1 to 324 code for a protein of 107 amino acids.